This is a messenger RNA of Nerophis lumbriciformis (worm pipefish), 2774 nucleotides long. Its product is annotated as retinaldehyde-binding protein 1-like. Gene Ontology annotation, cellular component: membrane. Gene Ontology annotation, molecular function: phosphatidylinositol bisphosphate binding. Lineage: Eukaryota; Metazoa; Chordata; Actinopteri; Syngnathiformes; Syngnathidae. The record is from RefSeq and is a predicted model, not a curated record.
CGACAUUAAUCCCUCCACUACAAAAAGCUCGGUGCCGCUGGUCCUGCACACGGACGCCCCACACUUGGUCGCCAGCUACUUGACGUCUCACACAGAUCGUCCUGACCCCCGCGUGAAGAGCAGCAGACAUGGCUGUCGUCAGUGGAACUUACCGCAUGGUGUCGGAGGAGGAGCAGGCUCUACGGGCCAAGCUGGAGCGCCUCACCGUCAAGGACCAUGGUCCAGUGUUCGGACCCAGCCCCAGCCUGCCAGACCACACCCGGCAGAAGGCUAAAGACGAGCUGAACGAGACGGACGAGAAGCGCGUGUCGGCGGUGAAGGAGCUGCGAGGCAUCAUGAAGGAGAAGGCGGACGCAGGGGACGAGCUGGCCAAGGGGGUGCAGGACACUUUUGGGGAGAAACCCGACAGCAUGCUGGUCCGCUUUAUCCGGGCCAGGAAGUACGACGUGCCCAGAGCCUUUGAUCUCUUGAAGGGUUACGUGCGCUUCAGGAAGGAGUACCCUGAGCUCUUCGAGAACUUGACUCCAGAGGCCGUACGCAGCACCAUCGAGGCCGGCUACCCCGGCAUCCUGCAGAGCCGAGACAAGUACGGCCGCGUGGUUCUGCUCUUCAACAUCGAGAACUGGGACUACGAGGAGAUCACUUUCGACGAGAUCCUGCGGGCCUACUGUGUCAUCCUGGAGAAACUUCUGGAGAACGAGGAGACUCAGAUCAACGGCUUCUGCAUCAUUGAGAACUUCAAGGGCUUCACCAUGCAGCAGGCAUCCGGCAUCAAACCCACAGAGCUCAAGAAGAUGGUGGACAUGCUGCAGGACUCGUUCCCGGCUCGUUUCAAAGCGGUGCACUUCAUCCACCAGCCGUGGUACUUCACCACCACCUACAACGUGGUCAAGCCCCUCAUGAAGAGCAAGCUGUUGGAGAGGGUCUUUGUGCACGGGGACGAGCUGGAAAACUACUACAAGGAGUUCGACGCCGACAUUCUUCCCUCAGAGUUUGACGGAAAGGCAGCCAAAUACGACGGCAAAGCCACGGCGGCCAAGCUGUUCGACUAAACGCUUCUUUUUGUUCAGAGUCCCAUUAAAACUCCAUAGACUGCUGAGAGUGUGAGCGAGGAUGACUUCUUUUUCUUCUUUUUUUUGGGGGGGGGUCCUGACAAAGACUAAAGCGCCUUUUGACUAACUGGACCUUGUAUUGUACCAACACUGCAUCGAGGCCACUUCAUCAGUUAACGGGUGUCCAAAGUGUGGCACAGGUACCAUUCACAGUCCGCACCCUGAUCUUUAAUGGCCUGUGCCAUCAGCGACACAAAAAACGAAAACAUAGCCCUCACCCGAAAACAUCAGGAAGCAUAAUUUGGGUCAAAAUACCACACAAAUCUGUGGUAUGCAGGCUCCAUCUCAUUGUAGGCCAAAUAAUCACCUAAUUAGGUGUUACUGUUCAAACUGUGUGUAAUGUUACAGUGGCCAAAAAUAUUAAAUAUACUUGUUAAAUAAAACCUCUGACCUGUUUUUAAUGAAUACCUAGGCCUACUACGCUACUGUGGGUCAUUUAAAGUGUUUUCUGAAGUGGUACUUUUUGAGAACCACCGGCUUAGAGCAUGUUGACGUACCAUAUUUUUCGGAGUAUAAGUCGCACCUGCCGAAAAUUCAUAAUAAAGAAGGAAAAAAACAUAUAUAAGUCGCACUGGAGUAUAAGUCGCAUUUUUUGGGGAAAUGUAUUUGAUAAAACCCAACACCAAGAAUAGACAUUUGAAAGGCAAUUUAAAAUAAAGAAUAGUGAACAACAGGCUGAAUAAGUGUACGUUAUAUGUCGCAUAAAUAACCAACUGAGAACGUGCCUGGUAUGUUAACGUAACAUAUUAUGGUAAGAGUCAUUCAAAUAACUAUAACAUAUAGAACAUGCUAUACGUUUACCAAACAAUCUGUCACCCCUAAUCGCUAAAUCCGAUUAAAUCUUAUACGUCUAGUCUCUUACGUGAAUGAGCUAAAUAAUAUUAUUUGAUAUUUUACGGUAAUGUGUUAAUAAUUUCACACAAGUCGCUCCUGAGUAUAAGUCGCACCCCCGGCCAAACUAUGAAAAAAACUGCGACUUAUAGUCCGAAGAAUACGGUACUUUAAUUGGUUUGAGCCGGCUCAAUAAGCUUUAAGGUUAAGUUUGGACCCCUCCAUUCUAGUUCUGGCAUUUUAAGGAGCCUGAUUUGCACAACAACAAAAAAAUUGGACCACUGGCCAAGUUUUCGCUACUUCCAUGGUUUAGCUUAGAACACGUGACUCGCACUCGCAAGAAUAUGAGAAUUCAAUAUGGAUCAAUUUGAACAAAUCUUUGGUUAUUUUUUAUGACUAUUAAAUAAAUAAGAUCUGUGGUGUUCCCAAGGACCACUAGAUUAACCGUGUGUACUAAUAGUGAUGCAAAAAUCCAUCCAUCCAUUCUUUUUUCUACCGCUUAUCCCUUUCGGGGUCGCAGGGGGUGCUGGAGCCUAUCUCAGCUACAAUCGGGCGGAAGGCGGUGUACACCCUGGACAAGUCGCCACCUAAAAAUCAGUCAUUUAUAAUAUCAUCCAUUCCUUUAUCAUCAAUAAACGUCAUAUUUGGUCUUGGGCUUUUUCUGGACCCCUUAAGAGCACCCACCCCCUCUAUACAGUCUAUUAUUUUGUGGUGAAAGUGUUCAAUAAGUGCCUGCUUGUGUCUGUUCUUCUACAGUUCUUCACUGCAAUACUCUCAAUAUUACUGUUACCCAUUGUGCUACCUGCUGUACCAGUUGAUGUACAAUAAAAU